AUGGCCGCAACCGCGACUCAAAGCCCCGCAAGGCCAGCCGCAAGGCCAGCCGCAAGGCCAGACCGGUCCAACAGUCUGCAGCGCAUGCUCGAGCUAGAACAGGAGUGCAUGCGUGAUCGCCGCACGCAUAUUAAGCGCGGCCAAGUGUCCCCCGAAUCUCAGGGGACUCCAGUCUCCCUGCAGCUCCCACCCAUCGAUACUGGAACUUCAUCCUUGAAUCCCGCACAAAUGUUUGCAACUAUCCACUCGCGUCAGAGGUCCGAUGGGGACCAGCAAAAUACGCUUGCGUCGGCUCAUGGAAGUCCCAAGCGCGUGUCUUUCAGUACAGUAGAGAAGGUCGUGGUGGAUGAUCGCAACGAACUGUGCCAAUCGCCAAGCUGGCAAGCGUACGACCGAAGAAAAAAGGAGAAAAAAGAAAGGGAGCUCGCCGACAGAGAGACGAGCAGAGCCCAAAGGCGCAAGCUCUGCAAGGCACCGCCUUCUCCCUCGACGGCACUUGUAGAGAAGGCUGGCCAGACCCAGACAGGCGCAUGCAUGUCUCACACAUCUCCCGUCCCUCAGCCCCCACCACGGCAACAAGAAGCCACAAGCGAGCGACCUAACAGUGUCGCGGGUUUAUCUACCCCAAAUAUGCCCGCGCUGGACAGCGCGAAACCUCGCGGUCGGUCUAGCUCCAUCUCCUCGCUUUUCAGGGCACCCUUUGAGGUACGACGAGCUUCCCCGGAUACAGACAACCGCGACGGGUUCAUUGGCGGGAUCAAACUCGAGCAACACCGCCUGGCUGCGAACCAAAAGAUCUUGGAGGAUCAAGCAGCCGAAGCCAGGAAGGCGGCGCAAAAGAACAGGAAGCGCUCAGAGAGCCCACUGAGGUACUUGGUGCCCAGAAGCGAGCCAAAGGAGACGCGAGCGUACCCGCCCAUUGCAAUUCACACAACCGGAAACCAAGCCCUCAUUUCCCAAGACGACGGUAUGAUGCGAAAGUGGAAGGCCCGUGUGGGCUUGAGGUCGAGGUCAAGGGAGCCUUUGCCAAACGGCGGCCAGAAGCUUGCCAAGCUGCCAGCGGCAAAAGGAUCACCAAUAUCAGCUCCCGUGGUGAUGAGUUCAUCGACGCCAGACGUCUCCUCGAACACCGUGCAACUUCCCAGCAGCAAAUCGACACCGAAUAUCAACAGUCCGACCGUCGUGCAGAGGAUUCACGGCCCGGUUGAUGUUGAGAAGAUGAAUAUGCUCACGGUCGAUCCGGCUCGCCACCCCAUAUUUGACGAGGGCGGCACCGGCUCAGCCUCUGAGCGCUCUUUUACGACAGUUCCAGAAUCGCCCCCUGCGCCUCCAAGACGCAGCUCCAGAAGAAAGUCAACAGUGAACGCAGAAGACUUGGAGAACCCGGUGCCCCUGUUGUCGUCCCAGACGCUGCCCGUAGCGAAACCAUCGACGGAGAUAGAAGAGCGGCUAGAGCGGUGGACCAUGUCUCAUCCGCCCAGCAUCCCGUACGGAUCGGUGAACCCGAGCACGGAGAGCCUGCCAGCAAAUCACCAGCAGAGAAGAACGUUUAGGGAAGCGGCUCGUGCUGCGUUUAGUGCCCAUACAGCGCUCUCACCACCGGUCAUGCCAGCUGCCACCGCCUACCGUCCCGGCAGCCGAUCUCGCUCGCCUACCACGCGAACCUUGCGGAACACUGACGAGCGUGUCCUCCCCGCCGACAAGUACAACCGACUGAGAGGGGGCACGUUUGGAAAGAACGGCCACAUGCCGGCCAUUCAAGACUGGAGCACAAAUUGUGCAACAGCACCGCCGACGCCUCCCUACCAUUCUUCCGAGGACUCCGCCUGGGAUAGUUUCCGCUCCCCGGGCGAACACGGUACACCAGAUACAUCUAGACCGCAGUCUGCGCGAAGCAUGUUCUCUAGCUUUGGAGACGAGCGAAAGAAGGGGCGCCAAUUCCGGGUACUGCCAUCCCCAGCGUUUUCCCUCGAUGAGACUCGCCAAUCGAACCAGCCGUCGCCGCUGGAGCUCGAUCCUAUCCAAGCCGCCGCUCUCAAGGUGAUGGCCGCUUUCCCCGACUCGAACGCGUGCAGGAGCCCGAGCUUGAAGCCACGCCACGCUGGGGAUGAGCAGCAGGAACUGGCACGCAUCAACACGACCGUUGCAAGGGAACAAGAUCCCGCAUCGAAAUCACCUCCUCUCAGAGAGUUACUCAUGGCCCGCGACGAGACGUCUGUGGUGGUGCCGUGGCCCGCGACAUACCUUGAAGCGGCCAGAAAAGCCGCUCCUUCUGCGCAAGCGCCUCUCAAGUCCUCGCCCACGGUAGGCCCCCAGACUCUGCCGAUACUGCGAGAGCCGAUUGCCAAGACGUUUGUUGAGUGCUGCGCAUGCAAGUAUUUUCACGAUUUGCCGAGCAAGUUGUACAAGGCCAUGGCCAACCCGGACGGCGUGGUCGCUUUGGGUGACGAGGUGAGGGUUGGGGGCAACGUGUCCAUGACGGUCAAGUGCCCGUGGUGCACGCAUGAGAUGACCACUAAGUGCUGCGCUGGGCUAGCGGCCAUGGUUCACGUCAAGGAGAAAUUGCAUUGA
This is a messenger RNA of Emericellopsis cladophorae, 2571 nucleotides long. RefSeq lists its product as uncharacterized. Lineage: Eukaryota; Fungi; Ascomycota; Sordariomycetes; Hypocreales; Bionectriaceae. The record is from RefSeq and is a predicted model, not a curated record. The coding region runs from base 1 to 2571 and encodes 856 amino acids. The transcript has 2 exons.